Messenger RNA from Gavialis gangeticus (Gharial), 1171 nucleotides. RefSeq names its product BarH like homeobox 1 (gene BARHL1). The record is from RefSeq and is a predicted model, not a curated record. Bases 284 to 1171 code for a protein of 295 amino acids. The transcript is spliced from 4 exons. Lineage: Eukaryota; Metazoa; Chordata; Crocodylia; Gavialidae.
AGUAGCGGCACAAGUUGGGCUCGCCGAGGGGAAGGCGCCGCCGGCGGAGCCGCUGUCCGAGGUGCUGACGCGCCGGCCGCAGCCAUGGGCGCCGCCGCCGGGCGCUCUCGGAGCUGCUUGGGGCGCUGAAGAAGAAAGGCUGAGCCCUGGAUCUAAUGCCCAGAGCGCGGCGGACUGUUGGCCGAGCGGGUCCCUGGCUUCCCAGGCUGAACUUUGUCUGAUCGCGCCCAGCCCCGCCGCCCAGCCCAUGUCAGCCUGACCCGCGGCGGGAGCGUGCGAGGCCAUGGAGGGGUCCAACGGCUUCGGGAUCGACUCCAUCCUGUCCCACCGCCCGGGGAGCCCGGCCGUGCCCAAGGGAGACCCGCUGCUGGGGGACUGCAGGUCCCCGCUGGAACUAAGCCCCCGCUCCGAAGUCAGCAGCGGCUGCCCGUCGCCCCCCUCGCCGGGCAGGGAGUGCCUGGAGGCGGUGGCGCAGAGGCAAGGCGUCGCCGUGGGCUUGGACUCGCACCUGCAGCCGGGGCAGGUGUCGGCGCCGUCCCAGUCCAGAACGGUGACCUCGUCUUUCUUAAUCAGGGACAUCCUCGCCGACUGCAAGCCCCUGGCAGCCUGCGCGCCUUACUCUAGCACCAAUGGACAGAGCGGGCCGGAGCCUGCGGGCCGCGGCCCCGCCAAGCCCGGGGAGGAUUUUAGAGAGAAAAUGGACAAAAGUAGCAGCAACGUGUCCUCGGACUCGGAGUACAAAGGUAAGCGCCGGCGGGCCCCGCGGGCUCGGCUUGAGCCUCCGCACGGGCGCGGGGCACGCGGCGGGCGCCGGGCUCUGCGAGCCGGGGAGCGGGACUCGGCUUCGCCGCCGCGGCCGGGGGAAAACGAAAAAACCCCAUCAACUUGCUCCAACUUGCUUCUGAAGACAGGCGCAGGCCGGAGCGGCCGAGGGACGAAGUGGAAGCGGCAGACGGCGGUGGGCCUGGAGCUGCUGGCCGAGGCCGGGAACUACUCGGCGCUGCAGCGCAUGUUCCCGUCGCCCUACUUCUACCCGCAGAGCCUCGUCUCCAACCUGGACCCCGGCGCGGCGCUGUACCUGUACCGCGGGCCCAGCGCGCCGCCGCCCGCGCUGCAGCGCCCGCUCGUGCCCCGCAUCCUCAUCCACGGACUGCAGGGGGGCAGCGAGUGA